CUGAAAUAUUAGCCAAAAAGUAUGGAAGAAAAAAAUUAUAUAUUUCAGAAAUGGCUUUUAGAUCAGAAGAGGCUAUUUGUAUUAUUGAACAAAUCGAUCGAGCUAUAAGGGUUGAUGAAUUAGGUGAAAAAAGUAGUGGUCGGGUUCAAACUGAUGAAUGUAUUCAUAUUAUUCAAGAGGACGAAUAUUAUACUAGCCUAGUUGCUGAAAUAUCUGAAUCCAAAAUAAAUAAAUUACCUUCUUGGGCUGUCUAUAAAGGUACAAUUCGUAAAUCUAGCAGUGAUAACAGUUCUAGCA
Molecule: messenger RNA, 297 nt
Organism: Racocetra fulgida
Lineage: Eukaryota; Fungi; Glomeromycota; Glomeromycetes; Diversisporales; Gigasporaceae
Source: the annotation of a GenBank genome assembly